UAUCUCUCCUGCGCGAAGGGCGUCGUAUAAAAUGAAAAUGGUCUGACAAUCACCUUGCCGGUUCUUAUUCCACGCACCCCCUCACCACCACUCCCUCACUCAGAUACGCUUUUUUUUACCAUGAACGUCAUUGUAGUAUCGCUCAUUGCCCCACUCUCACUGGGUGCAAUCAUUUCGCCUACUGUUCUAGUGUCCUCGCCCACUGCGGCGCUAUUUGCGUCCACAGCCAGUGCCCAAUGCCAAGGUGAUUGCCAAAGCAGUGUUGCACCAGGCGGCGGUAUUCUGGCACUUCUCGAUAAGAUCGCCAGCCCUGCUUCCACUCGUCCAGCCAGACUAUAUGGCGUCGAAUCACAAACACCCAUUUCGAUCAUUGAGCUCACCGCACCUGCAAUCGACAUGUUGUAUGGGUUUAUUUCUGCCGAGUCUAGUUCCACUAUCGGCAUGCUUGAUGCCUGGCCCAUCCCAACUGUCUCGCCGAAAGCCAGCAUGUCAGCGGAAUUCAGUAGCGCAUUUGGCGCCAUGGGCUUUGCUGGAUCUGCAGGUGCCUCUUUGGACUCUGCAGAGCCCGCAGAGGUCGACGACAUCGCUACUGUUGGGCUUGACUCUGCGGAAUUUGACCCAAAUCAGCUGGAUUUUCUCGCUACUGAGGAUAGCCUUAACUCGGACUGGGCACAAAAUGACGUUGCGGGGCUGGACCUCAACAGGGCUGCUGCUGAUGACGGCAAUGCCGACGAGGAGACAUUCGAUGUCAAGUUGUGGGGAGACGGUGUCAAGAGAGCUGCCGACGAGUUUGUCGACAAUGUAGGCAGUGCACUCGGGCGGUUCUUCCCAACCCGCGGCACCCCAGCAGCGACAGUUUCACAUGUAGUCCGGAUCGAGCCAGUGGUAACUGACGACCAGUGGAUUUAACAUAUGUUUUAUAAAAGCAGGCUGUUGCACUUUUUGGAAAGCACUAUAAUAAGGUAAAUGAGGUUACAAAAGGCGAAUUGAAUAAACUAG
Messenger RNA from Linderina pennispora, 999 nucleotides. RefSeq lists its product as uncharacterized. Lineage: Eukaryota; Fungi; Kickxellomycota; Kickxellomycetes; Kickxellales; Kickxellaceae. The coding region runs from base 121 to 909 and encodes 262 amino acids. The record is from RefSeq and is a predicted model, not a curated record. The transcript has a single exon.